Molecule: messenger RNA, 1037 nt
Organism: Pieris brassicae (large cabbage white)
Lineage: Eukaryota; Metazoa; Arthropoda; Insecta; Lepidoptera; Pieridae
Gene: Csp
Product: dnaJ homolog subfamily C member 5
Exons: 2
Coding region: 147-755 (202 amino acids)
Biological process (GO): regulation of neuromuscular synaptic transmission
Cellular component (GO): type Is terminal bouton
Source: RefSeq, a predicted model, not a curated record
GAAUAUGACAAAAUCAAAGGAUCAAGAAAUUGUGAAAUGAAACGGUGGAUGUGAAAACGGUGAAAAGUGAAUCGCUAAUGAUUCAAGCUAUUGUGUGUUAAUAAUCCAUUGAAUUCAUAUUUUUUCGUACUCAAUCAGUCCUAAUCAUGGAUAAAAGAAAAUUAUCCACUGCGGGCGAUAGUCUCUAUCUUAUAUUACAAGUCCCUAAAACCGCAACGGCAGAUGAUGUCAAGAAAAGCUAUCGGAAGUUAGCACUUAAAUAUCAUCCAGACAAAAAUCCUAACAACCCUGAAGCAUCUGAAAAGUUUAAAGAAGUAAACAGGGCCAAUACAAUCUUAAGUGACGCCACGAAAAGAAAUAUAUAUGACAACUAUGGCUCUCUCGGUCUCUACAUUGCCGAGCAAUUUGGUGAAGAAAAUGUCAACGCCUAUUUCGUCGUCACAAGUACAUGGUGCAAAGCAUUAUGUGUUGUGUGUGGUAUAUUGACUGGUUGUUACUUUUGCUGCUGCUUGUGUUGCUGCUGUAACUGCUGCUGUGGCAAGUGCAAACCUCGUCCAGCAGAAGAGUCUGGAGACUACCACACGCUUGAGCGAGAUGACUCAGAUGGUGUGCAGCCAGUAACUUCACAACCGGGUCCUGAAGGCCGUCCCACUGGUGACCAGGCACCACCUAUUGUGCUGCCUGCGCCAUCGGCUCCUGGGGUAUCAGAAAAUACUGGCCUCAACACAGGCAGCAGUAUUCCAAAAUACACUUGAAGUGUCACCUAGCCUAAACUAUAAUGUAAGAGAAAAGAGGAACUGACUACUUUUUACCACCACCAUGCAAAUUACGUAAGCCUUAAGUUUUUUUAUGUUACUAUUUUUUAAUAGAGUUCUUUUUGUAACUUUGAUUUAAUUGAUUUAUUUAUGGUUCUUUUGAUUGCAAUUCUGUGAUAACCUAUUUAUUUUUACUUGACUACCUUUAUUACAUUCACUUGAAAUGCAGUAUUCUUAGCUGAAAUGCAACCUAACCUUACAGACCUAAGUGGAUCUUAGCAU